CGCGCCCUCUCCCACCCCCUCGGCCCCGGCGAUGGCGGCGGGCGGCGGGCGGGAGGCGCUGGGCGCCCCAUGAGGAGACACAAAUCAGAAAGAACCCCAGGAGCAACCCCCACCAUGCACCCCGACUGUGCCCAUCUCCACAGCGUCCAGGGCGGCGGCGAUGACUCCCCUUGCUCCUGCUCCUCCUCCUCGGCCAGGCUGGCUGCAGAAGGCUCCUGCCCCGGGGAUGUGCGCAUCCAGCUGGGCUCCAGCGCGGCGGAGCCCAGGGAAAACCCGAGCUCCCGGGGCUCCCGGGCGGGCUCCCAGAGCCGCGGCCAUGGGGAGGCAGCAGGGCCCGAGGAUGCAGCUGCGGAGCCCGAGGAGCAGGGCGGGAGCUCCCUGGCCGAGCUGCGCUGCCUCCUGCAGUGGCUGCACAGGAGCCUGCCCUACCUCCUCAUCCUCAGCGUCAAACUCCUCAUGCAGCACAGCACUGGCAUUUCUCUUGGAAUUGGGCUGCUAACAACUUAUGCAUAUGCAAACAAAAGCAUAGUAAAUCAGGUUUUUCUCAGAGAACGGUGCUCCAAGUUGCAAUGCACGUGGUUACUGCUCUACCUGAGUGGAUCAUCUCUCCUCUUGUAUUACACCUUCCACUCUCAGGCCCUGUACCACAGCUUAAUCUUCUUAAGCCCCACUGUGGAUUUUAUGAACUUUUGGGAGGUGCUUUGGAUUGUGGGAGUCACAGACUUUAUUCUGAAAUUCUUCUUCAUGGGCUUGAAGUGCUUUAUUCUCCUGGUGCCUUCUUUUGUGAUGUCCUUUAAAUCCAAGGGCUACUGGUACAUGCUGUUAGAAGAACUCUGCCAGUAUUACCGUAUGUUUGUCCCCAUACCAGUGUGGUGCCGUUUCCUCAUGGCCCAUGGGGAGCUGGACACUGCCCUGGGAUGGACCCUUGGCAUUCUGCUGGGCCUUCUCUACCUCAUCCUCAAGCUUUUGAGCUUUUUUGGACAAUGGAAAAACUUCAGGCAGGUCUUACGGAUAUUUUUUACACGCCCACACUACGGGGUGCCAGCCAGCAAGAGACAGUGCUCUGAAUCUGAUGAUAUUUGUUCCAUUUGCCAAGCUGAAUUUCAGAAGCCUAUUCUGCUGAUCUGUCAGCACAUAUUUUGUGAAGAAUGCAUCUCUUUAUGGUUUAAUAGAGAAAAAACCUGUCCACUCUGCAGAACUGUUAUUUCAGACCAUGUUAACAAGUGGAAGGAUGGAGCCACAUCUAUGCAUCUCCAGAUUUUCUAAAGCUUGUCAAACAACUUGGGUUCCAGUUUGUUUGUUCACACUAAGGUUUUUCAGUUUACUGCACAUUAAACUGUAGGUGGCACAAGGAAAGAGUUUCCAAAUUCCACAUGCCAUGUAUUUAAAACAGUGCAGAAAAUGGCAACUUGACCUUUUCUAAGUAGAGAAAACUUUCAGAAUGAAUGCAGAAAAAGCCAGCAUUGCUUCUUUUGUGAUUCUCAUAGGAAACAGUCCAAUCCUUGAAAUGUGCUGCAUUACUUCUUAAUUCAACAUUUUCUUUUAGAAGUUCAGUAGGGUUCCAGACUGUACUAAACUGUAUUUAUCCUUCUAACACAACUCAAGCCAAAAGGUCAACCUACUGAUUUUAUUAAGAUUAUGAGCAAAUUUUAUCCUCUGGACUGCAGUGAGAAUUAGAGCUGCUUGUCACUCUUGGCAUUAAAGAUCUUUAAUGUUGCCCAGUAAAUGAGAGAAAUGAGCUUUUUAAUGCACCUGGAACAGCAACUAUUUCUCACUGCACCUGUAGAUAAGCACAAGAAUAAGAUAUUUCCCCUUUAGGUUCUUGUAGGCUUCUAAUGGAUCCUUGGCUUAAUCUUUUGGCUUUAAACCAACCACUGAUGUUAGUUUUUUACUUAGCAUUUUAUAAAGCUGGUAUUUUUAAAAGAAAUCUUUAAUACUAUAUUUUUGUCAUAAUAGGAGCCAGAUUUUCUUACAGGGGAGAAUCUAUUUUAUACUCUAUUUGCAAUUUGUAGUUUGCAUAAAAAUCAGAGAGAAUAAAUGCAUUUGAAUCUAUUUGUUUGGUGCAUGUUGAAUAAAGGAAGAAGAUUCCUUAUUGUUUUGGUAUUAACUCAUGUAAGCACAACUGCUCACUGCCAGGUAUAUUUUUCUGGUUGAAGAAAACAAAACCCCUUGAAAUGUUACAAUUUAUUCAUGAUUUUUUAUGUUAUUUCCAGCACUAACUUCUGUGUAACCUCACUUUCUUCCCUGAUUUUCUUUUUUCACUUUGCUAUUCAGAUCAGACUGAAAACAUAACUCAAAUCAUUGUUACAGGAAAGUUAGAUUUAGUUACCAUUACCUCGAACUUCUCUUGCCUGAAGACAUUGAGAAAACUUGUAAAUUCAGGAAAAAUAAUUAGAAAGUGAAACACUUACUUGAAUACCCCAAAGGUACAGCUCCAAGGGCAGAAUUCAGUAUUCAGAAUAAAAAUCUAAUGAGAUGGAAGAUCCAAGCUAAGAAAUACCAUUACAUCUGGCCUGUAAAGCUCACCAAGAUUAUUUUAUAGAGCUCAGCAAAGUGUUGGUGCUUUAAAUCAACCCUGAUCCUUUGGUCUUUGUCUACAACAUUGUAGGAACAACUGGAGUAAAGCGUGGAGAUAGGUCAAAAAGAGGAAUCAGGGAACAAUAUCUCUUAUUUCUCUCUUUCUGUUGAUUUUUCUAUCCAAACCCAGUAAUAUUAACAAAAUGUUUUAUUAAAAAAACAAGAAUAAAAAAGAGAUGUUGGUCAACUGGUUUAGAUUUACACUUCAUCAACCAAACAAGUAAUUUUCACCUUAGUGACAGACAAGGAAAAAAGUGAGUACCUGACAUGGAGGAAUGGCAUCCUCUGUGACCCAUGAGCUCCUCCUGGUCCAGUCUGCACACAAGGUGACAAAUGACAACCAACAGCCACUUUUUAAGAGCCCAAGAACCCAGGGGAAAGUAGCAGAAGGAACCUCUCUUGGGUCUUUAUUUCUGAGGGAAUUCCUGCUCCAUUUCCCAUCAGAGCUCUCAGCAAAGACAAUGAUUUACAUUUCCUGUUACACUUAGGGCCUACCUACUUCCUAAGAUAAAAACAAAUAGGUCACUUGGAUUAACAUAUGUUUAAAUUUGCAUUUAGUUGCUAUUCACAUCCACCUUAUUUAGCUCUUGAGGAUAUUUAGCUGCAGGAAACUGUGAGAGAUGAAAACCAGGACAGGGAUUACCUUUGUUUCUGCUAAGGCAGCUCAAGGGCGUUCUUGCAGACAGCUCCAGAUGGAUUUAGUCUAGAAAAGAGCAACUGGAGAAGUUCAUGUAUGGGACCUGCACACAAGGAUUUGCAGGAAAAAUAUUCAAGUAAUUUGCUUUGUUCUUAAUGAUUUCUCUGGAUAAACUAAACUGGGAAAAUGAAACAGCAAUGAGCCUGCUGUAGAGACAGAAUUUAAAUAAACCAACCAAACCCCAAACAUCUGCCCUAAAACCACAACAGCCUCCUCAAUGUUUGGUGCACUUUUUGAUUAACACUGAGAGCAGGAUGGGAGUUAAUACUGAAAAGAGAACAGACCCAAAAUCAACUUCAACUGUCCACUUAGAGUGGACUCAAAUAUGAAAUGUUCUCCAGCAGUUCAGCUUUUAAACAGCACAGCAAGAAAAAAAGGGAUAUUCAAAAGAACAAUUGACUCGUUGAUUUUUAUCUUU
Messenger RNA from Camarhynchus parvulus, 3692 nucleotides. It is a transcript of the gene RNFT1, whose product is annotated as ring finger protein, transmembrane 1. The transcript has 9 exons. The record is from RefSeq and is a predicted model, not a curated record. Gene Ontology annotation, biological process: positive regulation of ERAD pathway. Gene Ontology annotation, cellular component: endoplasmic reticulum. NCBI's taxonomy places the organism in Eukaryota, Metazoa, Chordata, Aves, Passeriformes, Thraupidae. Bases 70 to 1266 code for a protein of 398 amino acids. Gene Ontology annotation, molecular function: ubiquitin protein ligase activity.